AUGGCGCCCAGACGUCAAGCAGCUGUUGCUGCCCAGGCCAGUAUGGCCGACAUCGCAGCCCGUGAGACUGAGGUCGACAACGAUACCCCUAUCAAGCCUCCCAAGGCGCCCAAGGUGUUGAAGCCUGCAAAGGUUUCCAAGAAGUCCCAGCCGUCCCAAGCCAAGAACGCCGGCAAGGGUUCCAACGCGAAGGCAGCUGUCAAGAAGUCAUCCGACGUCAAGUCUUCAGAUGGCUCUUCUAUCCCUCUGCUCUGCUGCAUCUGCUCCAGCCACCCUCGCUUCUCUGACGUUUCUCACUUGUUGACCCACUUGAGCUCCAAGGGCCAUCUUCACACCUUGAACACUACGAGACUCGAGUCCCACGCAGACCUCUCCGCCGCUGCGACCAUUGCCACCUAUGACACUUGGUACGCCAAGCACAAUCUCGAGCGUUUGCUCGCAGAGCGUCUCAUGGCAGCCAGAGGAAUGACCAAUGGCAAGCGACCUGGUCAGCACCUCGCCCAGACUGUGAAGAAGAAGAAGUCCCUUGCUGUAACUGUCAAGACUGAGCACGACGCCGACGCUCCUUCGACUCCGUCUGCCAAGAAGACGGGAAGUUUCGAGCACCAGGAAGCAAUCACAUUCUUUGGAGAAGAGGGCGAGCCAGCUGAUCCUGGUCCCGACUAUGUCGAGGAGGACUACGACACUGUUAGACUCAAGGGUAUUAUCUGGCCCGGCAUGAGUCUCUUCGACGCCGCUACCCCGGAUCAGAGGAAGAAGCGGAACCAGCGCAAGGACGCCUCGGUCCUCCUUCAGAUGGAGCUUGACUCUCAGGCUGUCACUACCCUCGAGAUGGUGGCUAACCUCAACUUGGAGGUUGAGAAGACUCGCAGUGUCUACGAUGCCCCUUCCAUUGAGGGUACUCCGCCUGCCAAGAAGCCUAGAGGUCGUCAGAGACGCGCUGUCACCGAUGGCUUCGAGUCUCCUUCUGUUAGGGUCAAGGAAGAGCUAGACACGGACGACGAGGCUCUCAUGCGGCCCACUCGUGCCAGACAAGUCCGAACUAAAAAGGGUCCGAAGGUCAUGACCAGCCCCUCCCCCGAGGCAGACUUCCAAAACUCCCCAGAAAGAUUCGAGAUUGCCAGCGACGACGCCGAUGUCAGUGACCCAAACCAAGGGUUUGUCCUAGGCACUGACAUGCCUCUUGGUAUUGCCUACAACGACAAUCCCCAUGGCGACGUCGAUGCGGACAACGAUCCUGACCCGGACAGUUUUGACACAGACUUCGACGAGUCCCAGUUUGUGGAUCAGAUGGGCAACUUCAAACGAACUUUCACAAUCCCUGACAGACCUGAUGUAGGAGCCGGCGAUGUCUUCAGAGACGGCUCUUCUGACCCCCGCCAACCCCCGACCCAGAUCACAGAUCAAGCUAGGUCGGCUCUUGGCCACGACCUCAACUCUCCUAUUGAUACGGUAUAUUGA
This is a messenger RNA of Colletotrichum chrysophilum, 1461 nucleotides long. RefSeq lists its product as uncharacterized. Lineage: Eukaryota; Fungi; Ascomycota; Sordariomycetes; Glomerellales; Glomerellaceae. The transcript is spliced from 5 exons. The record is from RefSeq and is a predicted model, not a curated record. The coding region runs from base 1 to 1461 and encodes 486 amino acids.